Messenger RNA from Lycium barbarum (goji berry), 2148 nucleotides. RefSeq names its product plant UBX domain-containing protein 8. The coding region runs from base 110 to 1915 and encodes 601 amino acids. Gene Ontology annotation, molecular function: ubiquitin binding. The transcript is spliced from 11 exons. The record is from RefSeq and is a predicted model, not a curated record. Lineage: Eukaryota; Viridiplantae; Streptophyta; Magnoliopsida; Solanales; Solanaceae.
CUUUCAGUUUCCCCAAAAUAUCUAUCUCUCUAUAUCCAUUUCACUCUCUCACGUUUCCUUCAUUUGUUUACAAAAAGAUCGCAAAAUUUAGGGAUUUUUUUAUAGAAAAAUGGUGAGACCUAAUCAAGCAGAAAUCGAAACAUUUAUGAACAUUACUGGUGUUUCUGAAGCUAUCGCUAUUCAGAAACUCGAGGAGCAUGGUGGGAAUCUGAACGAAGCUGUGAAUGCACAUUUCAAUCAGGGAGACAGCAACAGAGUGCAUGCAGCACCUGUUGCUGCUGCUCCACAUGAGGAUGAUAUGGAAAUAGAUGAUCCAAUUACAGAGGAAUUUCGCAGACCUCCCUUUUCAGUUCUUUCCUCUUCUAGGAUUCCAAAUGCUUUCUCCCUUCUUGAUCCUAGUUUCACCAGAAGUGUGUUUGACACUGAUUUUACAAGCCGGGCUCCAUUUGUCUCACAUCCAAGACAAGCAAGAGAGAUCCCUAUUGAGGUGAAGGAUGGGGAUGGACAAUCUGGUCAUUCUAGAAAUGCUCCUGUUAUUGAGGACAUUACAGAGACUGACCAGAUCCUUGGCCCAGAAACUCGUGGGACUGUUAUAAUUGAUGACGAUGAGGACGAAGUAGUUCCAGGUCCUCUGCCAACACAUGCUGUCAGGCGUGAUAGAACAAAUGAUGAUAUCAUUGACGGAGACUCUACAGCAGUGUUUUCAGAACCAAGUGCUCCUGGUGAUGAUGUCUUGCCGGACUAUGCCAAUGAUAUUGAAGAGGAAAUGGUCCGUGCUGCGAUUGAAGCUUCCAAACGCGAUGCUGAAAUGUCGACCCGACAACUUGACGUCAGCAAUGAUCUAAGUAAUAAUCCAAGGCCUCAACCAAGGCAGUCUCAUCUAGAGGAUGCUCAACUUGCAGAUGCGGUGUCUUUGUCUUUAAAGAAUGCUGAGCAGGAGAAAGCUAUGCCUGAUUCUAGCAAAGCUAUACCAGAAUCAGAAGGUUAUAAGCCAGCUGAGGAGAAUGAGCUUGGAAAAACUACAUUCUCUAAUGGAAGGCAAUUUAGAUCAGAGGUGGGAAGUUCAUCCGUCCAAGAUGAAGCUGAAGAUUUAGAAGAGGAACCACUGGUUUGGCGCAGAAGAAAACCUAUGUCUUCAGGUUCUGAAACAGCCCAAGAUAUCGAAGAACGUGUUGUUAGCCCAUUAUCAAGUCCUCGACCGCAUGAUAAUCUUAAUCACUCCCCGAGAAACGGUGCUGCUGACUUCCAGUCUGAUGAGUGGGGUGGUAUGUCAUCCCUGGAACAUGAUGAAGCUGUAAUGCUUGAGGCUGCAAUAUUUGGUGGAAUACCUGAGGGUACUGGAUAUCGUUUGCCUUAUGCACCUCGUCAGCCUAUGCAGAAUGGUGCUGAUGGACCUAUGGGUCCCUAUCAAUGGCGCACGCCUCUUCCCCCAUCUCCCUCUCUUGUGGCUGAGCGUUUACUUCGAGAACAGCAGGAUGAUGAAUAUCAUGCUGCAUUGCAAGCUGAUAGAGAAAAGGAAUUGAAGGCCAAGCAAGAAGCUGAAGCUGAACUUGAAGAAAAGAGGCAGGAGGAGGAGGAAUCACGAAGGAAAGCAGAGGAGGAAAAGGAAAUGGAGAGACAAUUAGCAGCAAAAGAGGCUUCUCUUCCUCAGGAGCCAACAGCAGAUAACGAGAAUGCUGUGAAUCUUGUUGUGCGUAUGCCGGAUGGAAGCCGCAGAGGACGGCGCUUUCUCAAAUCUGAUAGAUUACAGUCUCUUUUCGAUUACAUUGAUGUUGGCAGAGUGAUCAAGCCCGGCACAUAUAGAUUGGUAAGACCAUAUCCUAGGCGUGCUUUCAGUGAUGGAGAAAGUACCCUGUCUCUGGAUGACCUGGGGUUGACAAGCAAACAAGAAGCCCUGUUUCUGGAGUCGAUAUAAGUUAUUCAUGUUGUAAAGUAGUUUCAAAUUGCUCCCCUAAAGACAUAGAUUAUACAUAGGUUGAAAUUGGUGUUCAUGGGUUGGUUUGUUUUGGUUGGUAAGCAUCGCUGCAAAUUAUCUGAUUGCGAGGGGAAACGCCAAAUGAUGAUCAUGGUGAGGAGUAUUACAACGAUUUAUGGUGCUUUAUAUGUGGAAUUAUUUGCUUUCUGAAAAUUGAAAAAAGUUACUGUAAA